Messenger RNA from Wallemia mellicola CBS 633.66, 591 nucleotides. Its product is annotated as 60S ribosomal protein L9. Gene Ontology annotation, biological process: cytoplasmic translation. Bases 1 to 591 code for a protein of 196 amino acids. NCBI's taxonomy places the organism in Eukaryota, Fungi, Basidiomycota, Wallemiomycetes, Wallemiales, Wallemiaceae. Gene Ontology annotation, molecular function: rRNA binding; structural constituent of ribosome. The record is from RefSeq and is a predicted model, not a curated record. The transcript is spliced from 2 exons. Gene Ontology annotation, cellular component: cytosolic large ribosomal subunit; ribosome.
AUGCGUUCAAUCUACAACGACGAGUUGCUCGAGGUUCCAAAGGGUGUAAACGUAGACAUCAAGUCCCGUGUUAUCACCGCUGAAGGUCCACGUGGUAAGCUUACCAAGGUCGUCCGUCACAUCAACAUGGACCUUCGCCUUGAGAAAGUUGGUGAAAAGGAAGACCACUCAGCAAUUGUCAAGAUUGUCGUUUGGCACGGUGGCCGUAAGCACAUUGCUUGCUUGCGUACCGUCAAAUCCCUCAUCCUCAACAUGAUCAAGGGUGUCACUAAGGGUUUCUUAUACAGAAUGCGUGCCGUUUACGCGCACUUUCCAAUCAACAUCAUCAUCCAAGACGGUGGAAAGGCUGUUGAAAUCCGUAACUUCUUAGGUGAAAAGGCUGUCAGAAAUGUUAAGAUGUCCGAAGGUGUUACAAUUGAAGAAUCACAAACUCAAAAAGAUGAGAUCAUUUUAACUGGUAACGACAUCCAAAAUGUCUCACAAUCAGCAGCAGCUAUCCAAGGUAUUUGCCGUGUCCGUAACAAGGAUAUCCGUAAGUUCUUGGAUGGUGUUUACGUUUCAUCAAAGGAACAAGUCGUUCAAGACGAGUAA